GGGAGCGGGGUCCCUUCGCGGCCUGCGGGGGCGACGGGCGGGCCCGUCUUUUCGGCGCUCCGGGGGCCCAUUUAAUUCUCAGGAUCCCCACUCCCCCAGGGUGGCUAAGGGCAGCUCAGGAGGAACACCCCCUCUACAGCGACUAACAAGGCAGGAGGACACCCCGAUUCCACCGUGAGGCAGUUACCGCGCAGUGGUCCCCAGCUCACGCUCUGGCGACAUUCUGGGGUUUGUACUCACUGUAUGACCUUGGGCAAGUCACUUCGUCUCUGAGCCUUAGUUGCCUGAUCAGUUAAAUGGGGAGUGAACCUGCCUACUAGGGCCGUGGUGGGGAUGAAGUGAGAUGCAUGCGAAGCACAGUCUCUGGCAUACAGCAGGCGUCCAAUAAAUGAUAGCUGCUGUUAAUUAAUUCACAGACCCGUGGGGAGAGCCCGAGUUUGGGACUAGGGUGUUUUUCACAACUGAUGUCGCACUCAGAGGUUGUUGGAAUUAUCAGGCUGGGAAUAGCAGUCGCCAGCUUCUGUUCCCUGCAGGGAGGGGAACCUCCUUGCUUCAGAGCCCCUCUGCGAGUCGCAGCUGCCACUGGGGAAGCCCAAUUUCAGCAUCGCUGAGAUUAUUUUCAAAGGUUUGGAAAUCCUCUCUCUGAAUCUCUCUGGAACUGGGUUGGGGUGUGGGGACCCUCUGGCGCUUCACAGCCAGUGGAAGGUUGCCUAGGAUGUGUCUCACGGGCCUUGGGCUGGGGAUGAAUGCAGAGGAUUGGGGUGCGGAGGUGGAGGGGGUUGUUCUGCGCUCCCCUUGCUGCUGUGUGGAGGCCAGGGAAACUCUGAGCCUCUUGAAGCUAGACCAGGGAUACAUAAACCUGUGGACUGGGGCGAUGCCGGGCCCAAAAUAGCUUCUGUCUGUGCAGGGAGGGGGCGCCUUCAAAUGCUGCUUGGAGAAUGUUUCUGCUUGAAUGGGCCAGCUGAGGUAAAGCCAAGCUCAUGCUUUGCUAUCCAGAAUCAUUUCAAUUCCGUUUAGUGAGGUUUUAAACAGAUAUAGCUUUCCUUUGAGAUGUUUAAAAAAUAAUAAUUAAAAUCCACCACCUCCCUGAUUGCAACAUCUCUCUCUUCAUUGCUUUGCUUUUCAAAGGGGACCCGGAUUAUGGGUGCAGGAAGUGCUGACCAGGCCUGUUGGCUCUGGGCACCCGUCUGAUUCUGUUAGGGACGUUCACGGUGCCAUUUUUUUUUUUUUCUUUCCGCCACACUGGCACGUCUUGGCGUUCCAAUCCUUGGGUUGCUUGGAGAAAUUAAUGGCUUCUGUCACCAGGCUGUCUUGGUCUCCUGUAACCACGCUGUUUUUGCAGAGAGCGUGUUUUUUGUUGUUUUUGCAGAGUGCUAGGAAUAAAUUGCUGGCUCUAUGCUCAGAAGAGACACCAGCUACAAUGCAGCCUGUAUUCUCAGGAAUGAAUUCAGGAGGGAUGAUGUCAGCUGCUCUACCACUGGCCCGGCUCUGGUCGCCUCUCCUCUUGGCCCUUGAGCUUACGUCAUAAAUAGAUUUGUGGCUCUUCCAACCCCAUUCUGUGUGAGAAGAUGUGAAUUUUGCUACUACAGGAAUUUUUAGAGCUCAACUCUGCUGGCCCUGCCAUAGGGCGUACUGACUUAGUUGAGCCCUUUCAAGAAGAGCUGUCCAGCAGCAGGACAGCUUUGCCUGAAAGCAGCACAGCUCAGAGCUUGAGUCAGGGUUUUGGCCUCAGACCUAGGUUCAGAUCUCAGAGCCACUUCUUCCUAGCCUUGUGACUUAGGGCAAGCGACUUGGCCCCUCUGAGCCUCAGUUUUUUCUUUUUAACCCUGGGGUUGUCGUGUGGAUUUCAUUGAUUUUCACGGAGCACUUAGCAAAGGGCCCUUAUGUACUAAUCCCUUGGUGAAUGGUACUAAUGGUAACAAUAAAUGAGUGAGAUAAAUGAGAAAAAGCACAGGCUGCAGGGCCGGUCAACCCAAGUUCAGAUUCCAGCUCUGACCCAUUCAAGCUGUGUUGGGCAGGUUGUUUAAUGGCUGAGCCUUGGUCUGUUUCCUCGUAGAAUUGUGAGGAUUAAACUGGGUGAUGCAGUUAAAGUGGAAAGCCCAAUGUUUAGCACAUAGUAGGACUUCAAUAAUUGUUAGUUUCCUUCUCUCCUUGCCUUAAUUAUCUUUUAGCAUUCAUUUUCUUUCACCUGUUUCCUCACCUACCUAGGUUGGUUCAAGAUUUUUCUUAGAUGAGUUUCCUAUCCUUGACUUUGGGACUUUGAAUACCAACUGGGCUAUUUGGAUCCCUUUUCCUUGUUUAUCUGCCAGCCUUAAACAAGGGUGUGGACUGUGGUGUGAUUACAGAGCAGCAGACGCUGAGCUUGAGGGCGGCUGACUUUGUUUUAAAAAAAAAAAUCAGUCUCUAUUGGCUGAAGGCUGACUUCCUUGGAGAAAAAUCACAGCAGUGUUUAGGAGACUUGAUGUCCCUCUGUUUAAAUUGUUCUCAGGUGUACUAAAAAAAAGUCCCUGGGGCCAGAGGCUGGAUGAAAGCUUCUUUUGGAUAAAUAAAAAAUGGUAUAUGUAUAUGGGUUUUUUUUUUAGCAAGGACAGUGAUGUCUUCUCUCAGGUUGUAAUACAAUUUUAUUUUUUAAGAGAACAUACAUACUUUGAUACUGGGCAGUAAGCCCUUUCAAGUAGAAUUCAGGGCAGAGCUUUAUCUUCUCAGCUUCUGUUCCCUACUGUCCCCUACCCACCCCACAUUCCCCCCACUGCACCCAGCCUAGGGCCCGGCAUAGGGUAGGUGCUGCAUACUUGUUGAGCUCAGGAAUCAUGGGGUGGUGGGAGGUACACAGGUUUCAUGUCAUAAGGCCAGUGGAAUCUGGGAUCCACCUUUUCCUAACACUGAGCUAUAGACAGCACGUCAUGUCAUGGAGCCUCGGUUUCUUCUCGCUCUUGCUGGUCUCCCAGAAUUCUGGGGAGAGCUAAAUGAGAAAGUAAAGCAUCAUUUCGCCUGUUUCAUCAAACACCUACUGUGUGCCAGGAGCUGUGUGAGGCAUCAUGAGCACUCUGCUGGUCCAGGCAGGCGACAUGUCAAUGCUUCUAGCAAUGUCCCUGCCUCUAACUCAGAAGCCAUGGAGGAAAUAAGGUAGCCCCCGUCCCUGGAUCGGAUCGGAUGGGGAAGCCCAGUUCAAUGGAUGCAAAAUAUAAGGAUGACUUAUUUCGGAAGUACGUGCAGUUCCAUGAAGGCAAAGUGGACACCACCCCCAGCAAGCAGCGGCCUGGCAGUGAUGAGUCCCUGCGGGUGGCAGCCUCGACCCUGCUCAGCCUGCACAAGGUGGAUCCCUUUUAUCGAUUCCGGCUGAUCCAGUUCUAUGAGGUGGUGGAGAGCUCUCUGCGCUCACUGAGCUCCUCCAGUCUGCGGGCUCUGCACUGUGCCUUCAGUGUGCUCGAAACGGUGGGUGUCAACCUUUUCCUCUACCCGUGGAAGAAGGAAUUCAGAAGCAUCAAGACCUACACGGGCCCCUUUGUUUAUUACGUCAAGUCCACAUUACUGGAAGAGGACAUCCGAGCCAUCCUGAAUUACAUGGGCUACGUGCCCGAGUUGGGGACUGCGUACAAGCUCAAAGAGCUGGUAGAGACCCUCCAAGUGAAGAUGGUCUCCUUUGAACUCUUUCUGGCCAAGGUGGAGUGUGAACAGAUGCUGGAAAUCCACUCCCAAGUCAAGGACAAAGGCUACUCUGAGCUGGACGUGGUGAGCGAGCGCAAGAGCAGCGCGGAGGACGUGCGAGGCUGCUCAGAUGCCCUGCGGCGGCGGGCCGAGGGCCGGGAGCACCUGACAACCUCCAUGGCCCGCGUGGUGCUCCAGAAGUCGGCCAGCGAGCGGGCAGCCAAGGACUACUACAAGCCCCGUGUGACCAAGCCCUCAAGGUCGGUGGACACCUAUGACAAUUACUGGGAGAGCCGGAAGCCGCCCCUGAAGACCUCGUUGAGCCUGCGGAAGGAGCCUGUGGCAGCAGACUUGGGGGACGACCUCAAGGACGAGAUCAUCCGCCCGUCCCCCUCGCUCCUGACCAUGUCCAGCUCCCCCCACGGCAGCCCGGAUGACCUGCCAUCCCCCUCCCCCAACAAUGGCCUUGGCUUGCUGCGUGGCACGUACUUCUCUGCUCAGGAGGAUGUGGAUCUGUACACAGACUCGGAACCCAGGGCCACGUACCGGAGGCAGGAUGCCCUGCGGCCAGAUGUCUGGCUGGUCAGAAACGACGCCCACCCCAUCUACCACAAGCGCUCGCCCCCCGCCAAAGAGUCCGCCCUCUCCAAGUGCCAAAGCUGCGGUCUGUCCUGCAGCUCCUCCCUCUGCCAGCGCUGCGACAGCCUGCUCGCCUGCUCCCCGGCCUCCAAGCCCGGCGGCUUCCCCAGCAAGGCCUCCGCCCACGACAGCCUGGCCCACGGGUCAUCUCUGCGGGAGAAGUAUGCAGGCCAGACACAGGGCCUCGACCGGCCGCCGCACCUCCACUCGAAAUCCAAGCCCUCCUCUGCAGCCGCCACCCGCUGUGGCUUCUGUGACCGCCCCGGGGCCGCCAACACCUGCACCCAAUGUUCGAAAGCCUCCUGCGACGCCUGCCUCAGCACCUACCAUUACGACCCCUGCUGCAAAAAGAGUGAGCUGCACAAGUUCAUGCCCAACAACCAGCUGAACUACAAGUCCGCCCAGUUCUCCCAUCUCGUGUACAGAUAGACUCGACCUUGCACCUCCCUGCUACAAGGGCUACACCACUGACCUUUCUGGUUUCAUGGGGAAGAAACGUUAACACGUUGAUCCCAGAAGCAGAGGCCUGCACUUGACCACGUGGUUGUGGGGGGGGAUCGUGUGGCCUGCUGCCCCACGUGGGAGUUCCCGUAUCGACUCAGAUAUGUCAGCUGAUGGCUGCUUCGCCACCUGGCAAGAGAGACGGGUGGCACUUGCAUUCAGAUUCAUUUUUGCUAUCACUCCCUGUUCCAUUCUUUUGUUUUUGUCUCUCAAAGAGGAUUUCUAUCUCUGGGACUCUUGCCAUGCCGACUGCUCCCACGGCAAAGCCAACUUGGACUGGGAAGGGCCCUCCAGGUCCCCUCCGAACGCCCACCUGGAGUGGUGAGCUAGAGGCCUGUUGGCUUGUGAAAUGAGCCCUCCUGCCACACCGGGCCUCAUCCACUGGCUCAUCCCUCCACCACCCUUUCCCAAACACGAGGAUCCCCGGCGGCAGCCCCCCACCCAACUUCACUGCCUCUCCACGUAUCGAGGGUGACCCCAGUCCAGGAUUCGCUUAAUGUCAUCCUGUUGCCUCCACAGCUCAGUUCAGCCUUGGGGUUUGUGAAGUUGGCUCUAGCUCUCUGAAGGGUGGACCUUCCACACUGGGACUGACUUUUCCCCCCUUUCUGUUGUUUGCACAUGCCUCUCUUACUCUACUGUAAAUAGAUAUUUUUGAGAUUUAUUUUUAAAUAAAUAUUCAACUUGCUGUGUGUUUCAAAGUGGUUAAAACAUUAACGAUGUAGCUAUUUAUAAAAAUGCCCCGGGUUCUUUAGUCUUCCAAGGGAGGGGCUUGUGCCCUUCCAUCUUGUAUCCUCCACUCGCCACAGCCCGAGGGUAGAGUGGAGAUUGUAGGGGCAGAGGAGGAACAGAGACGAUGUCCCCUGAGUUGGUGGAGAGCCACUGUCUUCCCUACAAUAAAUUUCUAACACCUACCUCCAGUGUGCACUUAGGGGGUUAGUCUGGGCCGAGAGGUCUGUGCGCCUGCAGACUGUGACAACCUAGUGACCAUUCAGGAACCUCACCCUGUGGAUCUCCGGCCUGGUCUUUGCCGCUUGCUGAGUGUGAACCUUGCACUCCAAACUUCUUGAGUCUCAAUUCAGAAGGAAAAUCGUUUGGGAUUCCCACCACCCCUCUAUCUCAGUCCUCUUCUCUUCACCUGUUUCCAGGAUUCCUCUGCAACAUUUGUGACCUUUUUGCACUAAAAGUGGGCAGGAGCCGGCGUGCCCAUCAGACAGAUGUGUCCUGAGGUUCUUAGCCGAGCCUCAGCGCUCCUAAACCCGAAGGCCUCUUAAACUCCUAAUGUGAAUUGCUGACCCCGGAUUUCCUUUUGGGGUGCAGAGCAGGAGUGGGGCAAGAAUUUGAAAAUAAAACUGCUUCCUUGUGAACUAACAGUAUGUUUUAGCCAUAGUGUUUGUGAUGUACAGAACGUUGUAGGAAUUUAUAUGCAGUGCGUUUUCUGAUAGAAGGAGGUAUUCAGCUCUCGAGCAGAUUUAAAUCUGGCUGAAUCCUGAGGCCACUGUGAAUUUGCUGAUGUUCUUCCAACUUAGUUGCGUGAUUUUAAGGUUUUCAAAAUCUUCUGUGGCUCUUUUUCUAUAUAUCUAGUAGAUCACGUGUAGAUAUUCAAUGUGUAUAUAAAGCUGAAUUUCAACCAACUUUAUUACUAAGACCCACCCAUUCUGGGGCAUUCAUCUCUGAUGUUCUUCCUUUUCACGUUUCAGAAGUGUCCGUGCCUGUCCCAGUCCUGAGUUUUCUAGUUUUCCAUUUCCAGACUGCUCUAGCACUACACUAACUCUUUUAACCAACCGUGAUGCCACGUAACUUACACAGCAGACGAAAGUAGGAAUAACUAACUUGUCCUGGAAGAGAAAGGCCAGUGUGUGUAUCAUCACGGAAAUACUGUGUUCGUGGACUGGAAUAGGAAAUGCUGUGACCAUGCUCCUCCUCGUUGUGUAUCUUAUUGUAUGAGGUUGCUGUGACUGAGAUAAAUACACGCUAACUUAAAAAAGCAGAUGUUUUGCAUUUGAUUUCUACCAAGAGUUGAAAUGUUGAGAGAUGAUUUAAAAAAAUAAAUAAAGUGUCUUCCAUUGUUAAA
Molecule: messenger RNA, 6859 nt
Organism: Globicephala melas (long-finned pilot whale)
Lineage: Eukaryota; Metazoa; Chordata; Mammalia; Artiodactyla; Delphinidae
Gene: SPATA2
Product: spermatogenesis associated 2
Biological process (GO): protein linear deubiquitination; protein K63-linked deubiquitination; regulation of necroptotic process
Cellular component (GO): cytoplasm
Source: RefSeq, a predicted model, not a curated record